ACAUCGCUAUACUUCUAGAACUUGCAAAACGUAAGGCUGGUAAAACAAAAAAAUAAAAUUGCAUUGCAAAAAUGGUUGACUACAGCAAGUGGAAAAAUAUUGAGAUUUCCGACGAUGAGGACGAAACACACCCAAAUAUAGACACGCCUUCGCUUUUCCGCUGGCGGCAUCAGGCUCGAGUCGAGCGAAUGGCCGAAGCGGAGAAGGAAAAGGAAGAGUUGAAGAAAAAAAGACAAAGCUUCCAGGCGCGUCUAAUGGAUGUGAAGGAGCGCAUCAGCAAAAAGGAGGGUGACGAGGCAGCUCUUAAGCUUGAAUUAGAGAAAAUCGAAAAUGAGGGCAAGGCGCUCGAUCGUGAGGAGAACGAGCUGCUGAAGAAAGAGAAAAAAAUGCCAUGGAAUGUGGAUACAAUAAGCAAACCAGGUUUCGAAAAGACGGUGAUCAAUACGAAGCCUGCACGCUCUGCAGAUGAAAACCUGACCGAGGAGGAGCGCGAGCAGCGCAUGAAACAGUUCGUCAAAAAGAAUGAGCAACUGUGCAAGCAGUACGGUAUGCUGCGCAAAUACGACGAUUCCAAGCGCUUCCUGCAGCAGCAUGUGGAGCUUGUGUGCGAGGAGACAGCAAACUAUUUGGUCAUUUGGUCGAUCAAUCUGGAAAUGGAGAAAAAGCAUGAUCUGAUGGCUCAUGUGGCGCAUCAGUGCAUCUGCAUGCAAUAUAUAUUGGAGUUGGCUAAACAGCUUGACCGCGAUCCGCGCGCUUGCUUCAGCUCGUUCUUUUCCAAAAUCCAACAAUGUGAUCCUGAGUACCGUGCUCAGUUCGAAAGUGAAAUUGAGGGCUUUAAGGAACGCAUUCAAAAGCGAGCACAGGAGAAGUUGCAGGAGAUCAUUGCCGAGGUAGAAGAGGAAGAGAAACGUGAACGCCUGGGACCAGGCGGUCUAGAUCCUGCCGAUGUCUUUGAAUCCCUGCCAGAUGAGCUCAAAGCUUGUUUCGAGUCACGCGACGUUGAGCAACUGCAGAAGAUUAUUGCCACCAUGCCGGUGGAGGAAGCUAAGUAUCAUAUGAAACGUUGCGUGGAUUCUGGUCUCUGGGUACCAAAUGCUGCCGACGCGACUCAGGAGGACGAUGAAACAGAAGCAAAGGCCGACAAUGCGGCCGACACUGCAAAACCAAAAGCAACAGAGGAUGCAACAGAGAAGGAUAAGUCCAAAUCUGGCAAGGAGGAGCCGAUAUAUUCUGGCGUCAGCACCAAUGACCUCGACUGAUCCGUUCCAUCAGCGCUCUUGUUGAUUGUUUACACUAUAAGUUUAAUUUUAAUAUAAAUCUGCCUCCCCCCACUAUAAGUUGAUCAAGUUCAGUUUGUAUAUACAUUGAGAAACGAUACCUCAAAUCAAAUUCUCAGUAAACUGUGCGUGCAUUUUCAAAUAAUAACCAAGCUAUCCACUAACAUAAACUCA
Drosophila arizonae is the source of this 1451-nucleotide messenger RNA. RefSeq names its product cell division cycle protein 37 (gene Cdc37). Gene Ontology annotation, biological process: protein stabilization; protein folding. NCBI's taxonomy places the organism in Eukaryota, Metazoa, Arthropoda, Insecta, Diptera, Drosophilidae. The record is from RefSeq and is a predicted model, not a curated record. Gene Ontology annotation, molecular function: heat shock protein binding; protein-folding chaperone binding; protein kinase binding. Gene Ontology annotation, cellular component: cytoplasm.